AUGAACUCAAGUGGUUACUAUAAAUACUUUUCGGGUAUUGACCAGAGAGAGAAGAAGAAAGCAAACAACAACAACAACGUUAUCAACAUACUUGAAAAAGAACAAGAUGAGAUUAGUAGUAGUAGUAGUAGUUUUGGAGUAGGUCACCGUCAACAACAACAAGCACACCAAGUAGAUGACAACGACGAUGAUAGAAACAAUGCAGACGUAGAUUAUUUUGGUAAUGCUACUCAGGUCUCUUCAGCUGAUGAUAAUAAUCAAUCUGAUGAGGAUGAGGAGGAGGAAGAUGAAGAUGAAGAUUAUUACUAUGAAUCUAAAUUAAAGAAUCAACAAAGAAGAAAUAGUAAUAGAAAAUUAGAGAGGAGUAUCAAUGAUGAAGGGUACAGUAGUGGGAAACAUUUCCCAGUAAAGUGA
Cavenderia fasciculata is the source of this 414-nucleotide messenger RNA. RefSeq lists its product as uncharacterized. The record is from RefSeq and is a predicted model, not a curated record. The coding region runs from base 1 to 414 and encodes 137 amino acids. The transcript is spliced from 2 exons. NCBI's taxonomy places the organism in Eukaryota, Evosea, Eumycetozoa, Acytosteliales, Cavenderiaceae.